AUGGUUGCCGRGAUCUUCUUUUAUGAGGACAAGAACUUCCAGGGCCAGUACUACGAAUGCAGUAGUGACUGUCCUGAGCUCAGCUCCCACUUCAGCCGCUGUAACUCCAUCCGGGUGGAGGGUGGGGCCUGGGUGGUCUACGAGAGACCCCAGUAUAUGGGCCACCAAUAUGUCCUCAUGCAAGGGGAGUACCCCACCUUCCAGAGCUGGAGCGGCUUCAAUGACACCAUCCGCUCCUGUCGCCUUAUUACCUAUCCAUCCAGCAGUCACAGGCUCCGCAUCUACGAGCGUCCAGACUUCACUGGCCAGAUGAUGGAGCUGAGUGAGGACCUGCCCAGCCUGCAGGACCGCUGGCGCUUUCGCGAGGUCCACUCGGUCCAUGUCCAGGACGGCACCUGGGUCCUCUACGAAAACCCAAACUACCGGGGGCGCCAGUACCUGCUGGAGAAAGGUGAAUACAGACGCCACUCCGAGUGGGGGGCUCUCCAUCCAACCGUGGGCUCCAUUCGACGGGUUGUGGACUUUUAG
Austrofundulus limnaeus is the source of this 528-nucleotide messenger RNA. Its product is annotated as gamma-crystallin M2-like. Gene Ontology annotation, molecular function: structural constituent of eye lens. Bases 1 to 528 code for a protein of 175 amino acids. The transcript is spliced from 3 exons. Gene Ontology annotation, biological process: visual perception; lens development in camera-type eye. Lineage: Eukaryota; Metazoa; Chordata; Actinopteri; Cyprinodontiformes; Rivulidae. The record is from RefSeq and is a predicted model, not a curated record.